AUGAAUACACCAUUUCUAAAAUCAUAUUAUCGCCGAAAAUCUACAUAUCUAACUUCUGAGCAGAUAGAAACAAUUAGAUCGCUCAAAGAUAAGGUACCUAAGUAUAGAAUUAUGAGAGAUUUCCAUAUUAAUGAACAUCGAGUAGAUGAUAUAUGGGAAGAUCGAGAGCGCCAACAACAAAUAAUACAAAGUACCAUUUCCACCGAGAUAUCUACACUAGCCUCACCAGACACGAAGUGUCCUGUUUUACAGACUCCAUCCGAAAAUUUUAAUCGAAUCGGAAGAGAGAAUUUAUAUCCAGAAGAGACAAAGUCUCGAGUCAAAGACUCAUCUACUACUCCUCUUAAUACAGAAAUAAAAAAGAGAAGUUCCAAAUCUCGGUCUAAAUCCAUUCGUAUAUCUGAUCCAAUACCUACUAAUAACUCUAAUGUGGUAGCAUCUACACUUAAUGAGACGGAAAAAAUAAGUAGUGAAGAACUGGAUGCAUUAUAUGAAAAAGAAGCUAGAAGAGCUGAGAAAAAUAUAGCAAAUAUGACUCGCCUAUUAGCUACUACAUAG
This is a messenger RNA of Paraglomus occultum, 558 nucleotides long. Lineage: Eukaryota; Fungi; Glomeromycota; Glomeromycetes; Paraglomerales; Paraglomeraceae. The record is from the annotation of a GenBank genome assembly.